Oryzias latipes (Japanese medaka) is the source of this 7710-nucleotide messenger RNA. RefSeq names its product glutamate-rich 3 (gene erich3). The record is from RefSeq and is a predicted model, not a curated record. Lineage: Eukaryota; Metazoa; Chordata; Actinopteri; Beloniformes; Adrianichthyidae.
CACAAAAAUGAAAAUAUAGUGAAGUUAUCGGUGAAAUAAUUUCUUCGAUUAAAUGAUUAUGUAAUGUUUUCAUACAGGACGUUGUCUCAGAAAAUAGCUGACUCAAAAACCCAAAGUCACAAAUCGAUUAUUAUAAUCCCCUGAGUGAAAGUGUUCCGCACGCGCUCACAGCCCCGCGUGUUAGUGGGGCUUUGAAAGUGGAAACUGGCUUCGUCACGUGAUCUCCCAUGGCAACCGGGGAAUGUCAUCGGCUCCUCGGGGGUAGACGCUCCGGUCCCGCUACCGACAGCGGCUCCGACCGGACUCGGGCCCGGUUUCCGACCGGAGAGCGUGCGCGCCGCUCUGGACCCGAACUAGCGGAGAGGUUCGGAGCAGAAAGCCGCCAUGAGUCACCUGAACAGCGGGCUUCUUCUAGCCUACAACAGCCUGACGGACAAACAUCUCACUGGAUACUUCAGCAACACUCGAAUCAGGAGACACCUGCUGAGAGCGGGCCUGAUCACCAGGAGUGGGCGCAUUGUUCCAGACAAAGAGUACAGACACCGACUGCUCCAGAGAGCCCACCAGAAGCACGUCCGAGAAUGCCUGGCCCAAGCCAUUUUCCACAAGGUGCUGGAGAUGGAGCGUCUCCACCGGACGGAGAUCAAAAAGAAACUGGAGGAGUUUACAAGGAGGGAGCGAGUGCACAAGAUCAAGGUGCAGCACUCUAAAAGGUAUGAAGAAGACGUGGUCCGCGUAUUGUCUCCCCACCCACCCACAGGUGUCCGAGGCCCCCGCAAAAAUGACUCAGGGCCUGAGGGGGAGCGCUCCGAAUCCUCUUUGUCUCCAAGCUCUUCUCGACCAAACACGGCUCCAGGAAAGAUGCAGAGGCCGGUGCGCCUGAAGCCUAUCCACAGCAGCAGCACCACAGCUUCAGUCAGACGCAACUCUCCUUACAGACUCCAUGAGUCCUCCCACGCCAGCAGCCAGCCCCUCAAUCGCACAAUGAACAAGGAGUCCUUCAGAGCUUCAGGCCCAAAGGAGACUUCUUUUGGCAUCUCACCCUGCUACCUUCCAGUCAUCAACAACUUUGUCACACCGAUACCUCCUGUCACGAAGAGGAAAGACAGAAGCUCCGAGAUCUCCCCGAGCAUCAGAGGUCGCAGACUGCGCAACGCCACUGCCUUCAGUGGAGCAGAGGACCUCCCAUGGCUGAGGAGCUCCAUCCACCAGAGUCAAGUGUGCAUGAACAUGGUGUACUUUGGGAAAACGGUGCAUCUCUCCCAUGACCUGCUGGACCUCAGGGAUGAGGUCAAAGUCUUUCAGCAGCACUGUGGAGGAGAGAACCUGUGCGUGUACAAAGGAAUGCUCCGCGAGGGAGAAACCUUCCAGUUUCUUUCAAGGCGACAUAGAGGCUUUCCCUUCAGCCUGACCUUCUUCCUGAAUGGGCUGCAGGUGGAACGGCUGAGCGCCUGCUGUGAGUUUAAAUACAGGAAAGGCUCUCGUCUCGGUGGGAAACACGGAAACUUUGGCUUUUUGGGCGUGGAAGGAGCAUCUCCGUGUUACAAGUGCAUCAUCGCGUUGGGGCUCGACAAAAUGCCCACCCCUCCUCCAAAAAGGCUCAAAGGAGGGAAGGGUCCUGAAGUACUUGCCACGAGCCCUAAAGACUCAGCAGAGGUGGAGGCGGACGGGGGCGAUGCUGCCUUUCCUUCAGAGUCUAGCCGAGCACAAAACACAGAGAAUCAAGACCAAACAUUCCUUGAAGAGGACAAAACCAGAGAAGAUUAUGAAGAAGACUUUGAAGCAGAUGAUGAAGCUGCUGCUGAAGAGGCGAAGGAAGACUUAACUCCAUCUCCAUCCUCCCAAACUGAAACUCAGGGGAAAAAGAACGAAGCCUCAGAAACUGAAGAUGAGAAGGAUGAAGACAUAAAGUCUGACUCAGACUCAAGCUUCUCUGACAGCGACCAAGAGGAAAGCGAUGUUGAAGCCAAAAACGAUAUCAAAGAGGAGGAGAACCCACCCAUAGCGGAGCAUGAGGAGAAAGCUCUCACCCCAGAAGAGGAGGAGGAGCAGAACCCAGAGGAAACUGCAGAAGAAGAGGCUGCUGCUGUGAACAGCGCUGCAGACAGCACAGAGGUCGAGAUCUCCGACCCCAGAGGCCCUUCAGGAAACGAGAUGAAGCUCAGCGAAGAGACGCCAGAGGAGGAAAAGAUGGCGGAGGAGUGCCACAACGAGGAGGAGCAGGACAGAGCCAAAUCAGUGCAGGAGAAGCUGGCAGAAGCCAUCCUGAAACAGUCUCAGUGCAGCUCCGAGCCUGAACUGAGCGACACCAGCACAGAGGAGGAGGAGGAGCACAGAGAUGAAGGCUCAAAGCAGGCCAGCAAAGAGGAGGAUCCUGAAGAAGAGAUGGUCAUGGAAGAAACCAAAUGUGAUGAAGGUGGCUCUGCUGAAGUGUCAGAGGAACAGAAAGAGAUUCCUAAGAUAGAAGGAAAUGAGGAAGAACCUCAUGAUGAUGCCAAAGAGGAGGAGACGUGUGAGGCUGAGGAGGGUGAAAAGGGAGCGGAUGAUGAAGCCACAGCAGAGAAAGAUGAAGCAGAGGAACAGAGUGAAGCUCAUCUUCCUGCAAAUGGAAAUGCAGCACCAGAUGACAAGACCACAGAUUCAGCUGAAGGAGAUGCUGGUGUGGAUGCAGAGAAUGAUGGGGAGAGGAAGGAGGAAGCUGCUGUGGAGACUGACUAUCAUCCUAAUGAGACGGAGCAAAGGCGGGAAAGCGGAGAAGAGGAUGAGUCAUCAGUUUCUGAGCAACCAAAGCAGACUGAUGAGGCAGCUGUGCUGGAUAAUGCGGAGGCGGAGGCAGCAGACGCGACAAUGGAGAUGAAAGCAGAGUCCUCGGAGAAGCAAGAGGCCCUCAGCUGUGAAGAGGCACCUGAAGCUGUCACAGAGGGGGAGGCGGACGCCGAGGAAGAAGCCGAAGUCACGGCCGAGAGCUCAAGCAACCAACCACAGGAGGAUGGAGACACCACAGCUCAUAGAACUGCAGAGGAAGGUGGCGGCGGUGAAGAUGAAGAACAUGUUUCAGGGGCUGAGACUGGUGCGGAACACAGUCAACAGGAAAAUGAUGAGCUGGAGGAGGAAAAGAUGGUGGGUGGAGAUGAGAAAACAGAGGAGCUGAAACCUGGAAAGGAAGUUGAGGAGGAGGAAAAACAAACAGAGUCAGAGGAGGUUGAAGAAGGUGUAAACACAGAGGAAAAAGAGAAAAGUGAAAGAAAAGAAGGGAGUAAUGAUGAAAGUACAGUUGACCAAAACACAGAAAACUCAGCAGAAAGUUCUGCAAAGGACACCAACGCAGAAGCAGAGGUUGAGGUGGAAGGGGAGAAAACUAAGGAGGAUGAAGCUGCAACAGAAGAAAAGGAGGAAGAACCUGAAAAGACUGGAACAAACGAGGGGAAUGACAUUGAUGAGAAGAAGAAAGAGACUAGAGAAAGUGAAAAAGAUGAAGAUGAAAGUGAUGGAGGUGAAGACAGAAGCUCUGCAAAUCUGGCUGCUGUUAAAAAAGACGACGGAGCAGAAAACUCAGAGAAAGAUGGAGGAGAGGAGAACACUGAACAUUAUGAAACUGAAAGAAGAGAAGAAACACCUCAGGUUAUAGAGGAACCUGAGCUAAGAGAAGAAAGCAAAGUCGAUGAAGAGCUCGUUCAAAUAUCUACUGAAAUACCAGCUGAUGUCCCCGCAGACGAGGAGGAAACAGCCAGCAUAAAUCAGGCUGAAAAUGUUCAAAAAGAAGAUGAAAAGGGAAAGAUUGAGGCCAAAAAUGAGGAGAUUGAGGCUCCUGAGGCCGAAGAAAACAGUUCAACCUCACAUGAAAAGGACAUGAAAACUGAAGGGCAGGAAGAAGAGGAAGGGAAAACAGAGGAGCCAGCUGAAGGUGAGGAUCCCGAGGAAGCUCCUGAAAAAAUGAAGGAUGAGGUGGUCCGUGAAACAUCCACUGUCGUCAUAGAAACCAGUGAAAAUAAAGGGGAUGACAGCUUGAAAGUUUAUGAUGAGUUUACCAAAAUGGGCUCAGAGGCAUCAGGUGGAGAACCAAAGGAACGUCCGGAUGAAAGCAGAGCUUGUGAGGAUGGUGAUCAGUCUGAUGCUGAUCAUCAAAACACAACAUCAGAUCUGACAGAAAAGGACAAAGACAUUCAUAACUUAACUGAAACUCAGGAAAACCCGGAUGCUGGUGAUGUGGGCGAAGCAGAAAACUGGCCUGAUGAAGAGGAGCAGGUUCUUGACGAUGCAGCGGGAGAUGAUGCUCCUGCUGCUGAUGGAGCGGACACAGAGGAGGUGAGCAAAGCCUCUGAGGAAGGAGCAAGUGUGCUGCUCAAACCACACUCUCAACACGGCGAGUCAGGUGACACAGGCCGGAGAGAAGCUGCAGAAGCUCCAGAGGUCUUUGCCCGAGAAGACAACACAGAUUUGGUCACGAGCUGGAUCAGCGUCCAUCAGACCUCAAAGUUUUUCCAGACGUUUGUUGAGCCUCUGGAUGAUUUGACAGAUGCAGUGGUUGCACCAAACUCUGAAAAUAAAGAAACAGCACCUGAGCUGCAGAGGUCUCAGAGUCCAGGGAAGCUGGAGGCAAAGUCUGAGGAUGAAGAGCACAAGCAGAUGUUUAGAGAUGAACUUGAGUUCUUGGAAGACGGCUCAGCCAAAACGACACGGCAAGUCGAGGAGGAGACCGAAGCCAAAAGCCCAACGUCACCAACUGAACCAGACGACAAACAGAGUCCAAAGGACAUAAAGUCAGAGGAGCUCCAAGGAAGGGGGGCAUCUUCUGAGGAAGAUGAGGCUGGACCAGCAGAAGGACAGCACCAGGAGCAGAUGGAGGUAAAAAGCACCUCAGGUUCUCAUCAUUCUGCCUCCACCAGCCAACCUGAGAACCAGCUUUCUGAAAAUGCCACAGGUCCUGAUGCCGCUGCUGUACGGACACCUGAAGCUCCUUUAGAGGCUGAAAAGAAUUCCCAAACAGAGGAAUCAUGGGAAAAUGCGUACAGUCGACAAGUGACCCAAAUCACUGAGUUCACAACUUCUGUGUCUGUUGAUGGAAGCAGAGAGGAGCCUAGAGAGGAGGGGGAAGAAAUCCAACGCAAAGGCUUAGAAGAGAGUUUUCUGAACAAAGACAUCCAGCAAACUCUACACGCAGAGAAGCUCAGCCCUUUCUCUGUGGAUGAAACGCUGUUUGCUCACACCUCAUAUCCUCUGCUGACCGAACUGUGAUGUUUGUGGCGAUGGAUGACCUCUGACCCCCGCCCUGGUCUUCCGUUUGUGUUUAAUGCUUGUCAAAGUCUCGCCACCACUCGUGUGUGAUCACCUGUAGCAGAAAUUUGGGGAUUUUUGCAACAAAAUCAAAGACACAAAAAGCCCCCCGUCCCUACCUUUAAAAGACUUUCACAAACUAAACUCAAUCAGUGAGACCUCACUAAUAAAUAUCUCAGACCAUUGCCCCGUAACUGUCAGCCCCUUCUUCCAUCAGCAAACCGACGUUUCCUUCCUGCUGGCGUUGCAUCAUCAACAGGAGACUUCUCCACUGCUUUCCAGGACUUCCAGUGGUGACUCCCUCCAUCUGGAUGGUGUCAUGACUUUACUCCACCUUCUCAGAGAUCCUGAACACUUUUGCUCCACUUUAAAAGAGGUCGCCUAAACCAAAGGCCAAUCCCCGGUUAGGCACUCGCACCAUUCAUCAGCACUACAGAAAGGCUGAGAGAAGGUAGAGGGAGGGCAAAUUCAUGAGACUCUUGAAGGUUUAAUUACAUCACCUGUAUGGGGGGGUUGCCCCACACGGGUGCUGCAGGUUUUUGGGUUGUCCAGUCUGUGGCAGGUCAUAGAGAGGAGCACCUUGAGGCCUUGAGGCUUGUACGGCCACCAUUAGGGACGUCCUGAAAAUGGAACGUACCAUUGUUGUGCAUGUGGUAAGUGUAUCGUCAAGUAUUUGUAAGGCUGCAUCACACUGGGCAUGUGAUGUUCACACUGGACUGUCACUAGUGGAUGUACUCACAUCUGGAAGAAGAGUCUUUGUGUGAAAUAUCAAAGCGGUGCAAAUUUGGUGAACCUUGCUCCAGGUUUUUUUUCUUCACAGCUCUUUUCCGAUAAAUGAAAGACUUGGUGUCGUAGAAUUCCAGCAAAUGCAAACGGCAGUUAAUAAUGCUUCCUCCAUGAUCUAUUUUCAAACUGUUGGUACUUCUGUGUAAAGAGCCGUCAUCCAUACGUCGCUGCCAAAUCUGAGUUUCGUAUUGGUCAAAGUUCAACUGGUUUAAUUUAUAACGGAUACACACGUUCACAUAGACUUUUCAUUGGAAGUGGUCUCCUGAAGCGACCACUUGCUGAAGGCGGUGUGUGUAUGUAGCAGUAGGCUAAUGGAUGUUGCACACUCUUAUGAUGUUGACGUGAUGGUGUCGUACGGUGUCCUUACGCCUGGUCGUUGGUGAGAUCCGAGGACUGGCUCCUUACUGACCCCAUGUAAUGGCUGCAUGCCCGGUGCGUGCACACAAACUACACUCUGAUUGGCUGAUUUCCUCAUUUCUAACAGUCAGGCUACAGCAAGGAGCGCGCACGUGUCAUGUGAACAGCGCUAGCGGACUCCAUGGACAGUCUGUCAGAUCUGAGAGGUUGAAAAAAUAAAAAAUCUGUACGACACACCUGCGUCUCCCCUACCUCUCCCUUUCUCACCCUUACUUAUUGUAUGAAUGUCCACUACGAUCUGUCGCUUGCAGCAUGAAUGUAGAAAAAAUGUUUAUGAGCAUUUAUCCCUACGGGUUCACUGAGCGGUCUACCACCAUUUACUGCAGAUCACCUGCGUGACCCGUACAGGUUUAACCAUUUUUCCCACGCAGACACCUGUAUCUGCGUGCAGCUGCCUUUAGCCCUUAAGGGCAGCUGGGACUAAGAACUAAGCUUAAAUGUUUGGAGAUCAGCAUUUUACCAGACUUUCUAAAACUGCUUUUAAUACUCAGUAGCUGUUGGUAAAAAUGUUUUUCUUUUGUUUCAUCCCUGUUUUAUUUCCCUACAUGUAUUAUAUCGCCCGUCAUAUUGUUGUGCUUUUCUCCUUUUAUUUUUCUUUAUAUUAUUGUAAAGCACCAUGGUGCUGCUGAUGCUGAUGUUGUAAAAUGCUUUUGGACGUCAGAGCCGCUCGGCUCAGAGGGACAUUCAGGGAACGCAGCGCCUUUUUAAUCGAUGGAAUUCAUCCCAAACUUCCUUUAUUAAAAAGAUGCGCUGCAGAUUCAGGUCUGACAGCUGCAUAAAAUGUUUACAACAGACCAACUCCUACUGUUAAUAACACUAUGGAGGUAUCGGGUACUGCUGCUAUCACUUCCACGUGGAACCAGAUGCCGCUCACGCUUACAGGUGACUGAAUAAUUCAUGGCUGGCGGACUCCCACGUCUUUAGUCUCCUUCUAGUACAUUUUACAUUUACACCCAUUGGAUCCUAGCACCCAAGCUUCUCCUGAUGCUCGUAACUGAAACUCCUCUGGACCAUCCCAGUCAGUCAGCGCUCUGACCGAGUUACUCGCAGGGGCGGAGCCUGAAGGGGGUUGUUUCAUGUUAACACUACCUCAGCUCAAACGUUGAUGAAUUAUGUAUUUUUAUCAUUGAUUUAAUGAAUUUUUAGUUUGUUUAGGUUUGUUGAGCUUCUUUCUUUUUAUGUAAUCAACAGCUUGUGUGAUUUGACCUAAAAAAAUAAAAGAAUAUUAGCAGA